UAUUCCCCAAAUCGUCAACGCCGGACGGAUCGACCACGGACAUCACUCUCAGAAUUGUCAUUACCAACCGCCGCGAUGACCAUCCACAACGGCUUCAGUUUCGACUUGUUCGACCAAUCCGCCCGGAGAACUGUGCUCUUCCAAGACGGAGAACGAUACUGGGCCUACAGACCACUCUACGAUAGAAUGUGCGCCGGACAAGCCCGUGGUACCGUCGCCUUUUCCGAUCUCCGGCCUUUGCCCUGCAGCCUCCGUCGACCACGGCAAGAAGUGCAAGCUCGAAUCCUGCGUCUACCUAGAAGGUGGACAUCAGCGCCAAAGCAACAGCGAGCACCGAGAAACAAGAGCCCGUAAGGAAGAGCUGUGAUCAUGGAGCGAUGCAAGACGAGCAGCCUCUGGGCUGCGCCCAGUGAGUUCUUUGUGGAGUGUGUGAGCUCAUAUACAUGUGCUGAACAUCUUUUCGAGGGAGUCUCUCGCUGAACCCGCCGAAGACGAUGUUCCGAUCGAGCAGGAAUGCUUCUCCAAAGCUUUCUGAUAUCCCAAGGCGAGGCAGCGACUGGAGAGGAGUCGGACAGUGCGCGCAGU
Messenger RNA from Zymoseptoria tritici IPO323, 585 nucleotides. RefSeq lists its product as uncharacterized. The record is from RefSeq and is a predicted model, not a curated record. NCBI's taxonomy places the organism in Eukaryota, Fungi, Ascomycota, Dothideomycetes, Mycosphaerellales, Mycosphaerellaceae. The transcript has a single exon. The coding region runs from base 76 to 354 and encodes 92 amino acids.